Messenger RNA from Alosa sapidissima (American shad), 2480 nucleotides. It is a transcript of the gene crtac1a, whose product is annotated as cartilage acidic protein 1a. Gene Ontology annotation, biological process: axonal fasciculation. The transcript is spliced from 16 exons. NCBI's taxonomy places the organism in Eukaryota, Metazoa, Chordata, Actinopteri, Clupeiformes, Clupeidae. The coding region runs from base 131 to 2029 and encodes 632 amino acids. The record is from RefSeq and is a predicted model, not a curated record. Gene Ontology annotation, molecular function: calcium ion binding.
UGAUUGGCCAUUUCCUUACACAACCACUUGCGUAAACCUUUAUAUUUCUCGUUGUGUAAGACUAUAAAAUGCUAUAAAAGGUAGGUUCUCACUCAUAGAGGAUCAUCUGUAGCCUUUCGAGAUUGCUAGGAUGAAGACUCUCUGGUGCCUUGUUUUUUGUCUGACCUAUGGGCUAUCCCAGACACAGUCCAUGUUCUCUGUAGUCACCGAUACAGUAUUGCCUCCCGAUGCCUUUCAUAACCCAACCCAGCUAAAUUAUGGGAUGGCAGUAACCGAUGUGGAUGGUGAUGGAGACCUGGAGGUUGUGGUUGCAGGAUACAAUGGCCCCAACCUCGUACUGAAGUAUGACCGCAGCCAGAGGAAACUCGUGAACAUUGCCGUUGACGACAGCAGCUCUCCCUACUAUGCCCUAAGGGACCCUCGGGGUAACGCCAUAGGUGUGACCGCAUGCGACGUGGACGGGGAUGGGCGGGAGGAGAUUUACUUCCUCAACACCAACAACGCUUACUCAGGUCGGGCGACCUACUCUGACAAGCUGUUCAAGUUCCGUAACGGCCGCUUCGAGGACCUUCUGAGUGACGACCUCAACCAGCGCCGGGGUGUUGCCAACAAGAUGGCGGGCAGAUCUGUGGCCUGUGUGGACAGAAGGGGUACAGGACGCUACUCUGUGUAUGUGGCUAACUAUGCCAGCGGUAACGUCGGCCCACAUGCACUGAUUGAGAUGGAUGAAUCUUCCAGUGACCUCAGCAAAGGCAUCAUUGCCCUGGUGGACGUGGCAGCUCAGGCCGGGGUCAACAAAUACACGGGUGGGCGUGGCGUUGUGGUUGGGCCAAUUCUAAGUGAGACCAGAUCUGAUGUCUUCUGUGACAAUGAGCAUGGCCCCAACUUCUUGUUCCGGAACAAUGGGGAUGGAACGUUUACUGACAUGGCCAAACAAGCUGGUGUAGAGGACAGCCACCAGCAUGGAAGAGGGGUGGCCUUGGCUGACUUCAAUGGAGAUGGCAAGACAGACAUCGUCUAUGGCAACUGGAAUGGUCCUCAUCGGCUCUAUUUGCAGGGAAGCAACCAGAAGUUUAAAAAUAUUGCCACAAAGGCUUUUGCCACACCCUCUCCAAUUCGCACCGUCAUCACUGCUGAUUUUGACAAUGACAAGGAGCUGGAAGUCUUUUUCAACAACAUCGCCUACAGAGGCCACUCCCCCAACAGAAUCUUCAGAGUAAGCAGGAGAGCGAACUCUGACCCCAAGAUUGAGGAACUGAAUGUAGGUGAUGCUGCUGAACCUCAGGGCCGUGGCACAGGUGCCACGAUAACUGACUUUGAUGGUGAUGGGAUGCUUGACCUGCUGGUAGCUCAUGGAGAGAGUGCAACACAGCCCAUAUCUGUCUUCAAAGUUAGCCAGGGCUCCUCCAACAACUGGCUGCGAGUCAUCCCUCGCACGCAGCACGGCGCCUUCGCCCGCGGGGCCAAGGUGGUGGUCUACACCCGCCAGAGUGGAUCCCACAUGCGCAUCAUCGACGGUGGCUCCGGCUACCUGUGUGAGAUGGAACCAGUGGCUCACUUUGGCCUGGGCAAUGAUGUGGUUGUCAGCGUAGAAGUCUAUUGGCCAGAUGGCCAGUCCAUGGCCAGGGCCCUACAGGAAGGGGAGAUGAACUCCGCCCUGGAAAUCACCUAUCCCAGAGAGGGGGAACAGGCUGUGCUGACCUCAGAUGCCCAGUGUGGAAGUGGGUUCACUUUAAAUCAAAAUGGCCGUUGCACAGACUUUAAUGAGUGUAAGAUGAAGCCCCCGGUGUGUCCAGAGUCGCUCCCUCUCUGCACUGAUACCUAUGGAGCUUACGUGUGCAGGCCCAAGAGGAAGUGUGCAGAGGGGUACAGAUCUGCUCACGGUGGCAGAGCUUGUGUGGCUGUGCCUGGAGGACACAGGAGCAGUUCUCCCCCUCAGCUUCAGCCCUCCCUGUUGGGGCUUCUUUUGCCCCCUGGGUCCCUGAUGUUGGGGCUUCUUUCGCCCCCUGGGUCACUAACGUCACUUUGACACCAUGUUGUCCAAGUAGUCUGUACACGAAUUAAGGGCUCUUGACAUGAAUGGGCCACUGGAUAACAUCAGGCUACCAGAGGAUCGGAUCUGUUUCUGGCUAAGGGCUUUUUUAAUUUUCCUGAUUGCAUGACUUUGCUGAUAGAAUGCUGCCCCUUGGUUAGACAAGGUGAGUCUUCAGUCCUACUUGGAGCUGUGUGUAUACUGUAUAGACUCAGGUCAUGUGGCUUUACAUGUGGCUUUUCUCUAUAUAAUGUAGAAGAACUGGUGUACCUGAUUCCCUGUGUGUGUGUGUGAGUGUGUAUGAUUGUCUUUGUGUGAGUGUGCUUAUAUGAGUCAGUCAGUCAGCAGACUUAUUGAUCAACUGAUCAAGUGCCAGUUUGGAUUAAAGCUGCAGUUGGCAAGAUUUUUUUGAUCUUAUUCACUGAAACCGACACUAUGCUCCGACAGA